AUGGUGCUACCGAAAUUUUAUAAUAAAAGACUCAAGAAUUUAUUCAUUGGUUUAAUCCUUUUAACUACUUUAUUCAUUUCAUUUAAUUUCCAAAUAUUUGACUUUUCAUUAUCAUUCCCGGUUAAUACUAAAGCCAUUCAAACUUUAUUAGAAACUCAAGCUUUAAAACAACAACGUGAUUCCGAUUUCAAUCCUCGUUCUCCUUUAUUUGCAUUAUAUUCUUAUUUAAACAAUCAGCCAAAUCCUAAAAAUAUCGGUAAUUCAGAUGGGAUUUUCUUUCAUUGGGAUGAUUGGACUGAUUUAUCUCCAGGUAACAAAAUCUUAAAUCCUUAUAGACAUCAAGAACCAAGUGGUAAAUGUGAUUCAAUCAUUGAACAAUUUGCUAGUGUUGAUGGUUACUGGAUUGAAAGUUAUGAUAAAAAAGUUUUAAGAAGUACCACUAAUCUCUAUUGUUUAAAAGAGAUUCCUCAAAAUAUUUAUCUUAUGAAUGACGAUUCUAUGACUACUAUUCCAGUUAUUGGAAAGAAAAGAUUAGAUUAUACUAUAAUCGGAGGUGAUCACGUUAAUAAUAUUGAUCUCUCCAAACAAAAGUUAAUUUCAGAAAUGAUUAAAUAUGAAAAGCUUCCUGAAAAGAAAUUUGAAAUUACCCCAUACAAAAAAUCAUUUGCUGAUGAAAUUGACAUUGAUGUCGAAGAUUUCAUAUUCAAUCCAGAUUUAGAAAUCUUCAAAUUACAAAAUAAAUUAAAUGAUAAAUCCAUUAGUGAAAAAGAAUUAAAUUAUUUACAAUUUUUAAAAUACUCCAAUAAUUAUGCCGCUGAUAAUUCAGGUCGUUAUUUCAAAUAUCCUUGGAUCAUAACUGAUAUUGUAACAGGUAGAUCCCAUCAUUUAGCAUACCCAUUCUUUAAAAGAUUCAUUGGAGAUAGAGAACGUCAAAGUAUCGUCCACCAUAUUAUUAGAGUUUGGUUUGAAUUUGCCAAAACUAAUGAUUUUGUAUCUUGGAUUAAUUACGGAAAUUUAUUAGGAUGGGAAUACAAUGGUGUUAACAUGCCUUGGGAUACAGAUGUUGAUAUUCAAAUGCCUAUUGUUCAAUUAGAUAGAUUAGCCAGAGAAUUCAAUCAAUCUUUAAUCAUUGAAAAUCCAAGAUACGGUAACGGAAAAUAUUUAUUAGAAGUUAGUCCAACAUAUAUUAAACAAGGUAAUGGUAAAAAUUUCAUCGAUGCAAGAUUUAUUGAUAUUAAUAGUGGUAUCUACAUUGAUCUUACUGCUUUAAGUCAUUCAAACUUCAAACCUCCUAGUGAUAUCUAUGAUAAAAUCGAAGGUUCAAGUGAUUUAACCACUAUGUUUGUUCACUGUAAAAAUUGGAACUGGCAUACCAUUGAUGAAUUAUUACCUUUACAACAAUCAUAUUUCGAAGGCUCACCAGUUCUUAUUCCUCAUAACGUUACUCAAAUUCUUUCCAGAAAAUACGGUAAGGAAUCAAUCUCAUCAAAAUUACAUUUCCAAAAUCAUAACUAUCAAACUGAUAUUCAAAUGUGGGUUCCUGAUAGUAUCUGUAAGAAUGCUCCUUCUUUGGAUCAUCUGAGAUUUGAUAAAUUCAACAACAGUUUAACCUUCGAAGGGGCUUGUAAGAGUGAUAUUUUACAAGAUGAAUAUAAUAUCUUACUGGAAUGUAUCCAUCGUGAUCAACUUUUAAAGAGUAAGGAAGUUGAAUUUGAUGAAUUAAAGGAAUUACCAUUGUUUAGAAAAGAUCCAUGGGACUAUUUCAAUGAUAUCAAUAAUAGAUUAGUCGAUAACGAAAGAUGGUACGUAAAUCAAGAAAUUGUCUAA
Messenger RNA from Scheffersomyces coipomensis, 1827 nucleotides. RefSeq lists its product as uncharacterized. NCBI's taxonomy places the organism in Eukaryota, Fungi, Ascomycota, Pichiomycetes, Serinales, Debaryomycetaceae. The record is from RefSeq and is a predicted model, not a curated record. The transcript has a single exon. The coding region runs from base 1 to 1827 and encodes 608 amino acids.